This is a messenger RNA of Perca flavescens (yellow perch), 1341 nucleotides long. Its product is annotated as zinc finger protein 239-like. The transcript is spliced from 2 exons. The record is from RefSeq and is a predicted model, not a curated record. Gene Ontology annotation, biological process: regulation of transcription by RNA polymerase II. NCBI's taxonomy places the organism in Eukaryota, Metazoa, Chordata, Actinopteri, Perciformes, Percidae. Gene Ontology annotation, molecular function: RNA polymerase II cis-regulatory region sequence-specific DNA binding; DNA-binding transcription factor activity, RNA polymerase II-specific. The coding region runs from base 94 to 804 and encodes 236 amino acids.
GGGACAUGAGGCUAUCGGGGCUCAGAGAGAGAGAGUCUCAGUGGAGAGCUGCUGGAUCUCCGAGACCAGGACUAGGACCAGAACAAGAGCGGAAUGGAGGAGGAGCAGCAGAAGCCGGAGCAGCGGAGCAACAAGGUCCCCAGAAGAGCAGCAGCAGGCUCGGCCUCUGAUAGCAGCGGUGUUCAGAAACGGAGAGGAAGAGGGGGACUCGGACAUCACAGCUGUCAGCACUGUGGCAAGUCCUUCACAACAUCUGGAAAUUUAAAGAUUCAUCAGAGAGUUCACACUGGAGAGAGACCAUACAGCUGUGAACAAUGUGGGGCAGCUUUCACACAGUUAGGUGCGCUCAAAAAUCAUCAACUCAUUCACACUGGAGAGAAGCCGUUCUGGUGUGAGCAAUGUGGGAAAACUUUUUCUCAGAGUGGUAACCUUACAGUCCACCAACGCAUUCACACUGGAGAGAAGCCAUACAGCUGUGACCAAUGUGGGGCAGCUUUCACACAUUUAGAAAACUUAAAGUCCCACCAACGUGUUCACACUGGAGAGAAGCCGUUCUGGUGUGAACAAUGUGGGAAAACUUUUUCUCGGAGUGGUACCCUUACAGUCCACCAACGCAUUCACACUGGAGAGAAGCCAUACAGCUGUGACCAAUGUUGCGUAGCAUUCACACAUUUAAAUAGCUUAAACUCCCACCGACGUGUUCACACUGGAGAGAAACCGUUCUGGUGUGAACAAUGUGGGAAAACUUUUUCUCACAGUAGUAACCUUAAAAAACACCAACUCAUUCACACUGGCUCCUCUUGAACAUGUUCUAAAGCCAAGCUGUUGUUAGAGAGGAGAGAGGGAACAAAUAGCGUGAGUCAAGAUGCUGUUUACUACCCAGAUAACAAAAGAGAGCAGUCCCGAGCCCAAAGUAGCCGAGUUCCAGGACCACUUGCAGGCACUAACCUGAUGAUAAAUAUGGAAGAAGAACAAAGUGUGGAAUUUGUCAGAGAACAUAACAUUGAGUCAAAAAGAGCAUGUAAAGAUGACAAGUGAAAACCACGAUGAGUGUAACAUAACAGUUGUUUUCCAAGGAAUCAGAUGAUGAGAUAUUCAUGGUUGAAGCUUGUAGAAGAAAAUGAUUUACCAGUUUUAGUCUCAUUUUAUCCUAAUAUCCUCUUUCUGGUCACUGAUUAAGUUGAUCAUAUUUUACCAGAUUUUUUUUAAAUACACACGUUUUUCUUGUGUUGUGUAACUGAAUAUUAUUAACAAUAUACAUCAAGAGAUGGAAUUGUUUUUGGAUAUAGGACUGUCAUCCUUUAUAUUUUACUUUAUUACAUUAUUUAUUUAUAUGUUUUG